ACGUUCUUCUAAGCGGUUGUCCCCUCUUUUCCCGAACUGUGAGCAGCUCGCCGCUGUGCAUGCCGGGAACACAGAGCAGUAAUGGCCGCCACGGAAAAGAACACUAAGGAGAAGUUACUGAAUGUAUUGGAUGACUUAGAGGUGCUGUCUAGAGAACUGAUAGAAUUGUUGGCACUGUCAAGGAGUCAGAAGUUAAGUCAACCUGGAGAAGAAAAUCAAAUUUUGGAGUUAUUAAUUCAGAAAGAUGGAGAGUUUCAGGAGCUCAUGAAGGUUGCGUUCAGUCAGGGCAAGGUUCACCAAGAAAUGCAGCUCUUGGAAAAAGAAGUUGAGAAAAGGGACAGUGAUAUCCAGCAGCUGCAAAAACAGCUAAAGGAGGCUGAACACAUUCUGGCAACUGCAGUUUACCAGGCAAAGGAAAAACUGAAAUCAAUUGAUAAAGCAAAAAAAGGUUCCAUCUCAUCUGAAGAACUGAUUAAGUAUGCUCAUCGGAUUAGCGCAAGUAAUGCAGUGUGUGCUCCUUUGACAUGGGUCCCAGGGGAUCCUCGUCGGCCCUACCCCACAGAUCUUGAAAUGCGGAGUGGCUUGCUGGGACAGAUGAGUAACCUUCCGACUAAUGGUGUCAAUGGUCAUUUACCAGGGGAUGCCUUGGCAGCUGGCAGACUUCCAGAUGUCCUGGCUCCACAAUAUCCAUGGCAGUCCAAUGAUAUUUCCAUGAAUAUGCUACCUCCAAACCACAGCAAUGACUUCUUAAUGGAAUCUUUAGGACCUAACAAAGAGAAUGAAGAUGAUGUGGAAGUAAUGUCGACAGAUUCCUCCAGUAGUAGCAGUGACUCUGACUAAUAAUCCAUUGUGGUGAACAGUGACAUUUAUUUAUUGUCUGGCUCCGAAAAAGGAACGUGGAGCCCAACAUAAGUAUCUACCAUAUUUAUCUAGAGCCUGGACUCCUUCAUACAUCCCUGUACACAGAAGAGGUGUCUGGUCUUGGAACAUAUCCUUGGGCUAUGUACAGAAAACCGGUGUAUUCCUAGAGAUGAAGGGGCCCGAUCACUCCUGCAGUUUGUAGUAACUAGAACUCCUAUAGUUUUAAGCAUCUUUGUGAAACACUUGAACAUUAUUGCAGAUGUUACCCACUAUACUGUUUGUAUCUCAGUUGGAGCCACUGGUUGUCCAUGUGUAUGUAAUACUGUAUAUAUUUUUUUUUCAGAAAUAGAGUAUGCAUAUAUGCUACAAUGUACAUAAAGAUAAAGUGUGUUAUUUCAUACCCUUUUCUAUUGUAAAACUAUAGUAUGGUAGAAACAUUUAUUUCAUUAAAGAAUUUUUUCAGCUUUUAAAAUUCCA
This is a messenger RNA of Hyla sarda, 1338 nucleotides long. RefSeq names its product mediator complex subunit 4 (gene MED4). The transcript is spliced from 7 exons. Gene Ontology annotation, cellular component: mediator complex; core mediator complex. Lineage: Eukaryota; Metazoa; Chordata; Amphibia; Anura; Hylidae. The coding region runs from base 82 to 840 and encodes 252 amino acids. The record is from RefSeq and is a predicted model, not a curated record. Gene Ontology annotation, molecular function: transcription coregulator activity. Gene Ontology annotation, biological process: regulation of transcription by RNA polymerase II.